GCCCCAAAAUAUAAUUAUAUUAUAUAAUUAUGACAUAGUAAGGUUAGUUAUUAAGACCUAAGGAAAAGUAAUAAAGUUCCUUGAAAGUAAUUUUCAUAAAGUGGAAUUAGCAUUUUACUCAUACUAUCAUACUACUAUAAAAGUAGGCUACAAUCAGAAUUUUGUGGUUCUCAUAUUGUAAUUUAGUGUGUCUAAAGCAUUAACAGCCUAAUGCUGAAUAGGGAAUCCUGCACACAUUUUGGGAAAGGAGUCCGCGUGCAUUGUGUUACAGUUACCCAGGUGAUCACAACAAACAAUGCCGAGAAACGCGCGAGUGACAAUUUGCAGCGGACCUUAUGAAUCCAACGGGGUCGUCAAACACAGGUCCCGCCGCCUGCAGGGUCUCCAGGCCGCUUUGAGAGCGCGCGGACACCACAGCGUCUUGGAAGAAACGAGCGAUUGGAACAUGGUGGAGCUCGCUGUCAACGGGGAGAUCGUCUUCAGCUGUAAUAUAAAGCAGCUGCAGUUUGGUGGAGAUGGAGAACUGGACCCUGUUUGCAAAGAAGCUGUAACUGCUGUGGAGAACGCUUACUGAAGAUAACCAUUUAGAUUUUAAAUUAAAAAAUAUAAAACACCAAUGUG
This is a messenger RNA of Micropterus salmoides (largemouth bass), 621 nucleotides long. RefSeq names its product chromosome unknown C10orf53 homolog (gene cunh10orf53). Lineage: Eukaryota; Metazoa; Chordata; Actinopteri; Centrarchiformes; Centrarchidae. Bases 296 to 574 code for a protein of 92 amino acids. The record is from RefSeq and is a predicted model, not a curated record. The transcript has 3 exons.